This is a messenger RNA of Paramecium tetraurelia, 2331 nucleotides long. RefSeq lists its product as uncharacterized. NCBI's taxonomy places the organism in Eukaryota, Ciliophora, Oligohymenophorea, Peniculida, Parameciidae. The record is from RefSeq and is a predicted model, not a curated record. The transcript is spliced from 5 exons.
AUGUUCUAAACAACCAGCAGUAUAAAUUCUUAGCAAUCUCCAAAUAGAUUUAAGUUCAAGUCUAAAGUUAGUUUUUUUAAUGACAAUAUGGUACCUGCCACCACAACUAAGAUUACAAUGCAAUACAAAGAAUUAUUAAGAAAUAUGUUGGCAUCAUUAUAAGAGAAAGCCUCAUUUGCUAAUCUGAGUGAGUUUGAUUCGUUGAAGUCAAAUCAGAUCGCAGUUUCAAUAUAGAGUUGUUAUAAUCCAAAGUUUAAGAGUACUGGUGUAGAUGAGACAAAAGAAGCAUUUUAUGAUCUUUUGGAUGAAAUAAAACAAACAAUCAAUAGAAAAUUUCCAUUCAUCAAGUUGUUUCGUUAAUAAAUCAAUCAUCCUGAUCAUUAUUUAUAGAUUCAACUUUUCUAACAAGAUGUUCAUACAGUAGUUUUGUAUUCCCGUCAAUUUUCAAAAGAAUAAAUCACACCUAAAUUGAUUGGAGAUUUGGUAUGGCUGCAUUUAAAGAAAUUUAAUUUAACAGUUAAUGUUGAUUGUCCAAUCAAACAUGUGGUUCCAGUUUGUGAAGAUGGAAUGCAAAAAAGCAUUUUGGAAGGACUUUAGGUGACUGUCCGUUAGAGAGAAGCACCUACUAUUUUGUAAUCAGCUUAAACUCCAACAAAGUAGAUUGUAAUAAGGACUUCAUUUUGUUAAUAAGCAAGUAGUGGUUAGAAGAGUGCGUCUAAAUUAGAUAUUUACAAAAGCACAGAAAAUAUUCGAGAUAUGGAAAAGUCAGUAAGAGUUUAUUUUUCACCUACAAAAUCUCAGGCAUGGAUGACUUAAACUAAUGUUUCAUAAAUUGAUCUGUCUGGUUAAAAACAGAAAGUUUAAUCACCAGAAAAGAAAUUCACUGUUAAAUUAUUUUCUCAGACAAUCCCAAUCACCUGUUUUGAAGAGGCUAAAUUUAUUGAUUUAGUUUAGUAAACAAAUUCAUAUGAAAUAGAAAUAAGUGGGAAUUGCAUACAAACUACUAAAUCAUAAUUAAAUGUAGAUGAAUUACUAGAUGAGAACACUGAUACUGUAUAUGUGUCUACAAGAGUGGAAAGAACAGAUCUUAUUAAAUGCAUUGUCAAAGCUCCUGAAGAUGCGACUAUUAAUAUUACUAAGAACAUUACUGAAACAUUAACCUAUGAUGCUAAUGAAUAGGCAUUUAUAUUUUAUGGAAGAGACAAGUAAGAAUAUGUUAUUGAUGUUUCAAAAAAGGAUUGCUUUUCUUAAAAGAGGACCAUCUUUUUAUAAGGAAAUACAGAUGUGAAAAUUGUAUUCGAUUUAGUAAGUUGUGUAGAAACUACCCUUUAAUUUAGAGUUUACAAUAUUCUACUAAAAAGUGGAUAACAUAAAGACAUUGAAAAUUGUAGAUUGGAAGUGUUCUAAUCAGAUUAAGCUGAUUAAGAACCUAUUAUUGGUAUAACAAAUGAAUAGGGAUUGUUUAAUUGUCCUGGAUUGAUGUUCAAGUAAGUUAGAGUCCAUGCUUAACGAAAAGGAUUCUUAUAAGUUUCCUAUGAUUUUGAUGUUUUAGCCAAUUCAACUGGUUAAAUACUUAAUAUCCCUAUGAUACCAGAUUAUUACAGUCUUAUUAAUCAAUAUCAUAUCCUAAUUUAUGUUCCAAAUAAAAAUAACUUCUAACUUGACUACUCAAUGAUAUGUCCAGAUGGUGUCAAAAUUGAUUCUAAGAAUAGAGCACAUAAUGUAGUGAAAUCUAAAUUAGAAAUUAAUAGAAUUAAUCAAUCAACUAUGUUAUGGAAUUUCUCAGUUCAUGUAUAAUCGCUAGAUCCCUUUUUGUCAGAUAAUUGUUACUAAUUUUUUAUUAAUAACCAAAAACCUAAACGAAAAUUGUUAUGUUAAGAACCUUUAUCACCAUAAUGCAAAGAGAACAAUGGCACUACAUCAAGCAAGGCUUCCUGUUUUAAGACUGUAAAUCUAAAUGACAUGUUCUUAAAAACGAGAGUUAUGCAGACUGAGAUCAAAACCUUUGUCAGACAAGAAAGCGAUGUUAUUGCAUAGAAGAUCAACAAUUUCUGUGCUGAAGAUUCUGUUAGAAUAUUUGUGACUUUUGGACACAAGGUUUUGGAAACCUUUAUGAUUCAAAGCAAUUUACUUAUGCAAAAUGAAAAAUGCUUUGGAGUCAUUGAUUUGGAUAAACGACUGUUUAUAAGAGAUAAUGACACUACUUAAUAAAAUAUUAAGAGAAAUCUAUCCAAAAUGCCAACUUUCAAAAAAGACAUGAAAAAUACAAAUGAGGAUCGCACCAUGACUACUAUUUUAUCCCAUAUUACCAAUCAAAGGUUUUAGGAAUGA